UGCAGCGGUGCGAGUACACAAAAAAAAAAAAAGGAAGGAAGGAAGGAAAAUGAGUAUGAAGGCAGCGAUCGCAUCUGCAUGCUGACUUGUCUCUGGUCCGCUGAGCCAGAAGUGAAGAGCUUCAAUGGGAGAUAACCUCGCCAUGUGCGCUCCUUGAAUCUCUCAGCUCCAGAUGACGCCGAGGUUUCAGAGGCGUUCAGGAUCCAGUGCAGAGCAGGGGAAAUGGCACAUCGUGAGGAGGACCGGCGAGACGGCCAAAAAACUGGAGACUCUCAUUUGAGGAUGGAUUUUAUUUUACUUCAAGCUCUGGAGCGGGAGAAGAUCUUGGAAGUUCUUCGGAGAGACAAACUCUUGCGCGCAGUGGAAGAAGACAGGAUCAGGAGGAUGAAAUUCCAGCUCCAGGAGCUUCGAAGGAGAGGCGCAAAGAGCCACUCCAAGGAAUACGGCGAGCGGACGUGCGCCCGCUGCCAAAGGCCACUGGGAAAGUUCUGCAACACGGGCGCCAUCUGCCGCGGAUGCAGUCACCGAAUCUGCGUCAACUGCCGCGUGCGAGUGAGAGAAGUGGCGUGGAAGUGCACCGUCUGCUACGCUUACAGAGAAGUCAAGAUUCGGUCUGGAGACUGGUUUGUAGAGGAAACGACAAAGAAAUUUCCUCCUCUCACAGACAAACAUGUGACGGUUGGGGAGAAACUUUUAAAGACGUACAAUGUGAUGAGUUACAUAGCGAUUGUGCCGCCAACCCCGCCAGCCUACACGGGGUUCGACUUGGAGGGCAGAUCAGGGAAUUCCAACAAGUUCAACGUUCGAACCAAAUCAGAAGAUCAUCUGUUUUCAUUCACCACUAACGUUGGAAAGAUGUCCUCAUCGCAAAACGAUCUCUCGGCGAACCUGCUGAACGUCGGCCGCGGCAAACAUUUGCGCUUCGCCACCCAGAAGAGCCUCUCUGACACGGACCUCGGCAAAUCCGUCCAACUCUACCACGCUCCAAGUCUUCCUGACCUGUUCAAGAGAAGCAAAGACAGCGACCAAGAAGGACCAGAAGAAGAAACCUCGAAUAGUUCGGAAAACUAUGAUGGAAAGCGAGGUAGCUUCAGUAGCAUCAGCACCGAGUGCAGCCUGCUUGAGGGUGUCAGCGCCAGCGGGGACAUGGAACUGGCGCUGGCCUACAACUCCACCACGUCCUGUUUGGAGAUCACCAUCGGAGCGUGUCGGAACCUCCCCCACGGCGACACCGCGAAGAGGACGUGUAACCCCUACGUCAAAUUCUACGUGAUGCCACCCAAGAGUGACAAGCGCAAGACGGCAGUUCAGAGAAACACCAUCCAUCCCGUUUAUAAUGAACUUUUUCAAUAUCACAUAGAGCGCCACCUGCUGACUGGAAAGAGACUGCAGGCCUCUGUGUGGCAUUCAGAAUUUCUGCACCGGAAGGUUUUUCUGGGCGAGGUCCUCAUCCCGCUGGAUGGUUUUCAAUUUCAAGACAAAAAUUUCCAGCGCUUCAACUGGUACCCGCUGUGUCCGCAGCUGAGUAAAUAUCCAGAGGAAGGCGCCGAGGAGCUAAAUGGAGGAGACCUGAUGUCCAGAUUUCAGUCCAGCUUCAACAGUCACUGAAUAACUGCAACCCCAUGACUACUUUUUUACUUAUAAUUGCACAUGCAUACAUCCAUCAUCCGAUCACUCAUUCAGAUGUAAAUAAAAAUGAUUAGCAAUUGAGAAAAUGUAAAAUAA
Messenger RNA from Hippocampus comes (tiger tail seahorse), 1725 nucleotides. It is a transcript of the gene sytl3, whose product is annotated as synaptotagmin-like 3. The transcript has 13 exons. Gene Ontology annotation, biological process: exocytosis; intracellular protein transport. Bases 223 to 1608 code for a protein of 461 amino acids. The record is from RefSeq and is a predicted model, not a curated record. NCBI's taxonomy places the organism in Eukaryota, Metazoa, Chordata, Actinopteri, Syngnathiformes, Syngnathidae. Gene Ontology annotation, cellular component: plasma membrane; exocytic vesicle. Gene Ontology annotation, molecular function: small GTPase binding; neurexin family protein binding.